AUGGAAACCUUCUUUAAGAGACACUUCCAGCGGAGGGCGCCAGGCCCUGGAGAGGGGAAGCGGCGGCCCAGUGGCGUGGGGCUGCCCACAGGCAAGGCCCGGCGCCGCUCCCCGGCGGGGCAGGCCUCCUCCUCGCUGGCACAGCGGCGCCGCUCCAGUGCCCAGCUCCAGGGCUGCCUCCUGAGCUGCGGGGUGGGCGCCCGGCGUUCGCGCCGCCGGCGCUCCAGCACCGUGCCCCCUGCCUGCAACCCCCACUUCACUGUGGAAGAGGUGCCCACCUCGCAACUGGCUACUGUUGAGGCCCAGCUUCUGGGUGCACCCCUGCUGUUGGCCAGGCUUGCGGGCAUGGAGGAGGAGGAGGGUGUCCAGGAGGAGGAUGUGGCAGCUGGCACAUCAAGUGCCACCCAGCCAGGCACCACGACACCAGGGCCACCCCCACACCGGGGUGCCUGGCCAGUGCUGCCCAUGCCCCGUUGCCUGCGCCGAGGCUCCUCCCACCUGCUCCCCGCGGACGCGGUGUAUGACCACGCUCUCUGGGGCCUACAUGGCUACUAUCGGCGCCUCAGCCAGCGUCGACCCUCAGGCCAGCAACCUGUCCCCGGGGGCCGAAGAGCCUCAGGCACCCAGGCUGGCCCCGUGAUGCCAGCCUGUGUGCGUCCGCUGUCCCGCCGGCGCCAGGUAGCCCUACGGCGCAAGUCAGCUGGACCCCAGACCUGGAGCGCCCUGCUUGCGAAAGCCAUCACCAAGUCGGGCCUCUCGCACCUGGCGCCCCCUCCCCCUGCCCCCGGGGCCCCCUGUGGCGAGUCAGAGCGGCAGAUCCGGAGCACUGUGGACUGGAGCGAGUCAGCGACGUAUGGGGAGCAUAUCUGGUUCGAGACCAACGUGUCCGGGGACUUCUGCUAUGUUGGGGAGCAGUACUGCGUAGCCAAGAUGCUGAAAUCAGUGUCCCGGAGAAAGUGCGCAGCCUGCAAGAUCGUGGUGCACACCCCCUGUAUCGAGCAGCUGGAGAAGAUAAAUUUCCGCUGUAAGCCAUCCUUCCGUGAAUCAGGUUCCAGGAACGUCCGUGAGCCAACCUUUGUACGGCACCACUGGGUCCAUAGGCGACGCCAGGACGGCAAGUGUCGGCACUGUGGGAAGGGCUUCCAGCAGAAGUUCGCCUUCCACAGCAAGGAGAUUGUGGCCAUCAGCUGUUCCUGGUGCAAGCAAGCAUACCACAGCAAGGUGUCCUGCUUCAUGCUGCAGCAGAUCGAGGAGCCCUGCUCCCUGGGCGUCCACGCGGCCGUGGUCAUCCCGCCCACCUGGAUCCUCCGUGCCCGCAGGCCCCAGAACACCCUUAAGGCCAGCAAGAAGAAGAAGCGAGCAUCCUUCAAGAGGAAGUCUAGCAAGAAAGGGCCUGAGGAGGGCCGCUGGAGACCCUUCAUCAUCAGGCCCACCCCCUCCCCCCUCAUGAAGCCCCUGCUGGUGUUUGUGAACCCCAAGAGUGGGGGCAACCAGGGCGCUAAGAUCAUCCAGUCCUUCCUCUGGUAUCUCAAUCCCCGACAAGUCUUUGACCUGAGCCAGGGAGGGCCCAAGGAGGCGCUGGAAAUGUACCGCAAAGUUCACAACCUGCGGAUCCUGGCGUGCGGGGGUGACGGCACGGUCGGCUGGAUCCUCUCCACCCUGGACCAGCUGCGCUUAAAACCGCCACCCCCUGUCGCCAUCCUGCCCCUAGGGACUGGCAACGACUUGGCCCGCACCCUCAACUGGGGUGGGGGCUACACAGACGAGCCCGUGUCGAAGAUCCUCUCCCACGUAGAGGAGGGGAACGUGGUGCAGCUGGACCGCUGGGACCUCCGUGCUGAGCCCAACCCCGAGGCAGUGCCUGAGGAGCGAGACGAGGGCGCCACCGACCGGCUGCCCCUGGAUGUCUUCAACAACUACUUCAGCCUGGGCUUUGAUGCCCACGUCACCCUGGAGUUUCACGAGUCUCGAGAGGCCAACCCAGAGAAAUUCAACAGCCGCUUUCGGAAUAAGAUGUUCUAUGCCGGGACAGCCUUCUCUGACUUCCUCAUGGGCAGCUCCAAGGAUUUGGCCAAGCACAUCCGGGUGGUGUGUGAUGGGACAGACCUGACCCCCAAGAUUCAGGACCUGAAACCCCAGUGCAUUGUUUUCCUGAACAUCCCCAGGUACUGUGCAGGCACCAUGCCCUGGGGCCACCCCGGGGAGCAUCACGACUUUGAGCCCCAGCGGCACGAUGACGGCUACCUCGAGGUCAUUGGCUUCACCAUGACAUCCCUGGCCGCGCUGCAGGUGGGCGGGCACGGGGAGCGGCUGACGCAGUGCCGCGAGGUGGUGCUCACCACGUCCAAGGCCAUCCCAGUGCAAGUGGACGGCGAGCCCUGCAAGCUCGCAGCCUCGCGCAUUCGCAUCGCCCUGCGCAACCAGGCCACCAUGGUGCAGAAGGCCAAGCGGCGGAGCGCUGCCCCGCUGCACAGCGACCAGCAGCCUGUGCCCGAGCAGCUGCGGAUCCGGGUGAGCAGGGUCAGCAUGCACGACUACGAGGCCCUGCAUUACGACAAGGAGCAGCUCAAGGAGGCUUCUGUGCCACUGGGCACUGUGGUGGUCCCCGGAGACAGCGACCUGGAGCUCUGCCGCGCCCACAUCGAGAGGCUCCAGCAGGAGCCCGACGGUGCUGGAGCCAAGUCCCCCACAUGCCAGAAACUGUCCCCUAAGUGGUGCUUCCUGGAUGCCACCACUGCCAGCCGCUUCUAUAGGAUCGACCGCGCCCAGGAACACCUCAACUACGUGACUGAGAUCGCGCAGGACGAGAUUUAUAUCCUGGACCCUGAGCUGCUGGGGGCAUCGGCCCGGCCUGACCUCCCAACCCCCACUUCCCCUCUCCCCACCUCACCCUGCUCUCCCACACCCCGGUCACUGCAAGGGGAUGCUGCCCCCCCACAAGGUGAAGAGCUGAUAGAGGCUGCCAAGAGGAACGACUUCUGUAAGCUCCAGGAGCUGCACCGAGCUGGGGGUGACCUCAUGCACCGGGAUGAGCGGAGCCGCACGCUCCUCCACCACGCGGUCAGCACCGGCAGCAAGGAAGUGGUCCGCUACCUGCUGGACCACGCUCCCCCAGAGAUCCUUGAUGCCGUGGAGGAAAACGGGGAGACCUGUCUGCACCAGGCAGCAGCCCUGGGCCAGCGUACCAUCUGCCACUACAUCGUGGAGGCCGGGGCCUCGCUCAUGAAGACAGACCAGCAGGGCGACACUCCCCGGCAGCGGGCUGAGAAGGCUCAGGACACAGAGCUGGCCGCCUACCUGGAGAACCGGCAGCACUACCAGAUGAUCCAGCGGGAGGACCAGGAGACGGCUGUGUAGCUGGGAGGCCCCCUGGGCAGCAGGAGGGACAGCCGGGCCAGAGGAUGAGCUCCCUCCUUGCCCACCUCACUGCCACAUUCCAGUCAGAUGGCCACGGGGGGACCCAUGCCCGAGGGAAGGAGCCCCGUGCUGCCCCCUGAGGAGCCGCCCAGACCUAGGGCUGGACUCUGAGGAGCUGGGGGUCUCGCCUGUCCCCCUGAAGCCCCAGCCGGACCCGGAGGCUCACAGGGGAACAGGAAAUGGCUGGGCUGGACAGGCGUUUGGAGGGGACCAAGGCAGGGCCACUUCAGGGCGGCCUCACCCUCACUGCAGCAGAUGCCCUCCGAGGAGUUCAGGGGCUGGAAGGGGGAGGGAGGCCUUCAGGAAGAGGCUUCCUAGGGCACCUGGUCUCAGGGCACGCAGCCCCCUCUCCUGCCUGACCCACCCUCCCCAGGGCUCCUCCCGGCAACUCCAAGCCUGCUGCAUCUGCCUGCCGCUGCCCGCUUGGCACCCACCCCUGACCCUCCCCAUUACCCGGUCAUUUCCUCGUGGACUGUGGGGCCUGGGGUGGGGGGGCUCUCAUGGUGACAUGUUUACAGCUGGGUGUGACUCAGUAAAGUGGAUUUUUUUUUUUCCUU
This is a messenger RNA of Propithecus coquereli (Coquerel's sifaka), 3974 nucleotides long. RefSeq names its product diacylglycerol kinase, zeta (gene DGKZ). Gene Ontology annotation, cellular component: nucleus. Gene Ontology annotation, biological process: lipid phosphorylation; intracellular signal transduction; diacylglycerol metabolic process. Gene Ontology annotation, molecular function: ATP-dependent diacylglycerol kinase activity; protein binding. Lineage: Eukaryota; Metazoa; Chordata; Mammalia; Primates; Indriidae. Bases 1 to 3357 code for a protein of 1118 amino acids. The transcript has 31 exons. The record is from RefSeq and is a predicted model, not a curated record.